Molecule: messenger RNA, 3573 nt
Organism: Saccostrea cuccullata (small rock oyster)
Lineage: Eukaryota; Metazoa; Mollusca; Bivalvia; Ostreida; Ostreidae
Product: ribosome quality control complex subunit NEMF-like
Exons: 31
Coding region: 104-3421 (1105 amino acids)
Biological process (GO): ribosome-associated ubiquitin-dependent protein catabolic process; rescue of stalled cytosolic ribosome
Cellular component (GO): RQC complex
Molecular function (GO): tRNA binding; ribosomal large subunit binding
Source: RefSeq, a predicted model, not a curated record
UCAAACCGGAAGUGUUUCAUGUCAACACAUCAUGAUAUUUCAUCGAAGUAUGAAAAACUAAGAUUUUUACGUUUACGUGUGAUUAAUAACAUUACUUAUCAAAAUGAAGUCCAGAUUCAGCACGGUUGAUAUUGCUGUUGUCAUCAAAGAGCUGAAAAGAUUUUAUGGCAUGAGAGUUGUUAAUGUGUAUGACGUGGACUCCAAAACCUACCUCAUUAAACUUGGAAAACCUGAUGAUAAAGCAGUGAUUCUGAUUGAAUCUGGCAUUCGAAUACAUGGAACAGAGUAUGACUGGCCCAAAAAUAUGGCUCCUUCCGGCUUCUCCAUGAAGCUGAGAAAGCACAUUAAGGGGAGACGGCUUGAGAGUAUUUGCCAGUUAGGGAUGGACAGAAUUGUGGACCUACAGUUUGGUUCUGGCGAAGCGGCUUAUCAUGUUAUAUUGGAACUGUAUGAUAGAGGAAAUGUAGUGCUGACAGAUUUUGAGUACACCAUUUUAAAUAUUCUGAGACCUCGUACUGACACCUGUCAGGAUGUUAAGUUUGCUGUGAGGGAAACCUACCCAAUCAGUGCUGCUAAGCAGCAUUCCAUACCAUCAGAUGAAAAGUUAAGGGAAGUUAUUUUGGGUGCCAAAGUUGGAGAAGUUUUGAAGAAAGUUCUUCUUCCACAUAUAGAUUAUGGGCCUGCAUUGACUGAACACUGUCUGCAGUGUGUUGGAUUUCCAGAAAAUGUUAAGGUGGCCAAAGGUUUCAGUAUCACAGAGGAUAUGGAUAAACUGAAGAGUGCAAUAGAAAUGGCUGAAUCUGUAUUGGAAUCAUUAUCAUCACAGCCUUGCCAGGGAGUCAUUAUUCAAAAGAAAGAAAAGAGAGCGGCAGUCAAAGAAGGAGAACAAGCAGAACUCUUAACUUAUGAAGAGUUUCAUCCAAUGUUGUUUAAGCAGUUUGAAAACAAGCCUCACUGUAUGUUUGAUAACUUUAACAAAUCUGUGGAUGAAUUCUUCUCUCAGUUAGAGAGUCAGAAAUUAGACAUGAGAGUUCUGCAACAGGAGAAAUCAGCUCUUAAAAAACUGGAAAAUAUUAAGAAAGAUCAUGAGAAGAGAAUAGAAGGAUUGCAAAAAGAGCAGGGUACUGACAUCAACAAGGGUCGCUUAAUAGAACUAAAUCUGGGACUAGUAGACCAGGCUCUGCUGAUUGUUAGGAGUGCAUUAGCCAAUCAGAUUGAUUGGACAGAGAUACAGAACCUGGUCAAGGAAGCUCAGUUACAGGGGGAUCCAGUGGCUUCAUGUAUCACUGGGCUGAAGCUAGAAUCCAACAUCAUCACCCUCCUUCUAAGGGACCCAUACAGAUACAGUGAUGAUGAAUUCGAUGAUGAUGAUGAAGAUAUACUGAAACCAACUAAGGUGGACAUAGACAUAUCAAUGAGUGCUUAUGGAAACUCCAGGAAGUAUUUUGAAAAGAAAAAAUCUGCAGCAAAGAAAGAACAAAAAACAAUAGAUGCAUCUGCAAAAGCUUUGAAAUCAGCUGAGAGGAAAACUAAGGAAACACUCAAAGAAGUAGCAACAGCUGCAACCAUCAAUAAAACCAGGAAAGCCUACUGGUUUGAAAAGUUUCUAUGGUUCAUUACGUCUGAGAACUAUCUGGUAAUUGGUGGACGUGACCAGCAGCAGAAUGAAAUGAUUGUAAAAAGAUACCUCAGACCAGGGGACUUGUACAUUCAUGCUGAUCUCCAUGGAGCAAGUAGUUGUGUCCUCAAAAAUCCAUCAGGUGAACCAGUUCCACCGAAGAGUCUGAAUGAAGCAGGAACCAUGGCUAUUUGUAACAGUGUAGCCUGGGAUGCCAAGGUUGUCACUAGUGCCUGGUGGGUUUAUCAUGAUCAAGUAUCCAAAACAGCGCCAUCUGGUGAAUACCUCACAACAGGAAGCUUUAUGGUUAGGGGAAAGAAAAACUACCUUCCACCUACCCACCUUGUGUAUGGAUUUGGAUUAAUGUUCAAGUUAGAGGAGGGUAGUAUUGAGAGACAUAAAGGAGAGAGAAAGGUUCAUCUAACAGAGGAUGAUUCCAUGUCUGUAGCAGAUUCAAUAGCAACAGAGAGUGAUCUUACUGCCGACAUGAACAGCUUAAGUCUGGACUCAGACAGUGAAAGUGAGGGGGAGGAAAAUAACCAGAAUGACAAUAGCAGUGAAAAUGGUGAAGACAGUGGAAAACAAAGGAAUGACUGUGGUGAAAUUAAAAGCACAGUUAGCAAUGAUAAUGCAGAUGACAGUAAAGAGACAAGUGAAAAAAGUGAAAGUAGAACAGGUGAUAGUGAUGAUAAUGAAAUUAAAACGGAAGUGAAAGUUGAAGAGGAGACAGAGAGUUUGUUUCCAGAUACAUCAAUAUCAUUACAGCAUGUGAAGGGAGACAAGUUUGAACUUCAGCGAGAGAGGAGCAGUACAAGUGGUAGUGUAGAGGCUCCGCAGAUAAAAGACACAGCUGCAGUAGACAAAGAUGGAAAGAAUGGAGGUAGAGGUGCAAAGCUUUCUGCUAAACAAAGGAGGGAAAUAAAGAAAGCUAAAAAAGCCCAAAACCAACAGAAAGAGGAUCACGAUGAUGAAGAAGAUAGUGUAUCCUGGUUAAAUCCAAGAAAGGGCAAGGUACCAGGUGAGGAUAUGAAAGAGAACCAGCCAACACAGAAUCCAAAUCCAGAAGACGCCAGACCAAGGACAGAGCCUCAAGAAGAGGAUUCCUCUGAAAAAUUCCUCCAGAUACAGCCCAAGAGAGGACAAAGAAGUAAAAUGAAAAAGAUAAAAGAAAAAUAUGGAGAUCAAGAUGAAGAAGAGAGACAAUUAAGGAUGGAAAUUUUAGCUUCAGCAGGUUCUAAAAAAGAAGACAAAAAGAAGAAAGGCAAGAAGGGACAAACCCCGCCCCAGAACUCGAGACCAGUCAGUGCUAAGCAACAGCUGCAGCAACAAAAGGGUAAAGGUCAAACCAAGUCUGUGGACAUCAUACUGAAGCCAACAGCUGAAAUCAUCAUCGAAGAUUCAACAGCUAUGGAAACUGAGAAACAUGAAGUCAACCCGGCUAAACAGGAAAAGCCCGACUCAGAUGAUGAGAGACAGGAAGAGGACAAUAAACCAGACGAUGUGAUGAUGCUGGAUUCCCUGACAGGGUGCCCUGUUAUAGAGGAUGAGCUUCUCUAUGCUGUUCCUGUGUGUGCUCCAUAUAGCACCAUGCUGAAUUACAAAUUCAAAGUGAAACUUACACCUGGAAGUACAAAACGAGGAAAAGCUGCCAAACUUGCCCUCAACAUGUUCUCACAUGAAAAGUCAACAUCCUCCAGAGAAAAAGAUCUCAUUCGCAUUUUAAAGGAUGCUGAUACAAGUCGAAAUAUACCAGGGAAAGUAAAGGUUUCUGCUCCAAAUCUUCACAAGAAAAAAGGAAAAUAAGGGAAUUGAUUGAACUUGUCAUUAUGAUGUGACCCACAGAUGAUAUAUCUUCAAACUGGAAAUAAGAAAUCCUUUUCAGAUGAAGAAAAUUUGGACAGUGUCAUUUACAUGUAUUUAAUAAUUUAAAAUUAUGAAUAAAAGAAAUAAAGAUC